This is a messenger RNA of Gadus macrocephalus (Pacific cod), 2128 nucleotides long. It is a transcript of the gene ush1c, whose product is annotated as Usher syndrome 1C. The coding region runs from base 122 to 1714 and encodes 530 amino acids. The record is from RefSeq and is a predicted model, not a curated record. Gene Ontology annotation, biological process: inner ear morphogenesis; sensory perception of sound; retinal cone cell development. Gene Ontology annotation, molecular function: protein binding. NCBI's taxonomy places the organism in Eukaryota, Metazoa, Chordata, Actinopteri, Gadiformes, Gadidae. Gene Ontology annotation, cellular component: stereocilium tip; plasma membrane; photoreceptor inner segment. The transcript has 19 exons.
ACGGUAAUAUGGAGCAUCCCGUCCCAAGCGUUCCGUCGUGAGACGGGAACGCCUGGGAACGAGGUAUAUUCGUCGAGCGGUGACCGAUAUCAUAUCAGACGACAACUCCCUUUUCUCAAUUAUGGAGCGUAAAGUUGCCCGAGAAUUUAGACACAAGGUAGAGCUGCUGAUCGAGAAUGAAGCAGAGAAGGACUACCUUUACGAUGUCCUCCGGAUGUAUCACCAGUCGAUGGAUCUGCCCGUGCUGGUGGGGGACCUGAAGCUGGUGAUCAAUGAGCCAAAGCGUCUGCCGCUGUUCGACUCCAUCCGGCCCCUCAUCCCCCUCAAACACCAGGUCGAGUACGACAUGCUGACGCCCAAGAAGUCCCGGAAGCUGAAGGAGGUGCGUCUGAACCGGACCCAUCCCGACGGCCUGGGGCUGAGCGUCAGAGGAGGCCUGGAGUUCGGGAGCGGACUCUUCAUAUCCCAGAUCGUCAAGGACGGCCAGGCCGGGAAUGUGGGCCUUCAGAUCGGGGAUGAGAUCGUUCGCAUCAACGGUUACUCCAUCUCCUCCUGUAUCCACGAGGAGGUCAUCAACCUGAUUAAGACCAAGAAGACCGUGUCGCUCAAAGUCAGGCAUGUGGGCAUGAUCCCGCUAAAGGGGUCGUCAGCUGAACCCCUUAAAUGGCAGUUUGUGGACCAGUUUGUGUCUGAGUCAGGGGAGAAGAAGACCAGUGUGGCUGGCCUGGCCUCUAUGGGCGGGCGGGAGAUCAAGGAGAAGAAGGUGUUCUUCAACCUGGUGGGGACCAUCGGGAUGGGCAUCAGCAUCUCCAGUGGGCCCACCCAGAAGCCCGGCAUCUACAUCAGCAACGUCAAGGCCGGCUCCGUCUCCGCCGAAGUGGGACUAGAGAUGGGGGACCAGAUUGUGGAGGUGAACAGUGUGGAUUUCACAAAUCUGGACCACAAAGAGGCUGUGAAGGUCUUGAAGAGCAGCAGGAGUCUGACCAUCACUGUCCUGACCGGGGCGGGGCGGGAGCUGUUCAUGUCGGACGAGGAGCGGCUGGCGGCGGAGGCGCGCCGGGAGCUCGACCGCCAGGCCGUCAUGCAGCAGAAGAGGGUUGCCAUGGAGACCAACAAGAUCGUCAAAGAGCAGCAGGAGAAGGAACGACAGAAUAUCUCCAUUGUACUCGAACAUCUCUUGCACGGCGUCAACGGGGAUCAACAGAAACUAGCACCCAGCCCGCCCAAUCAGAGGCGUGCGAUGGGCCACGUCAUGUCCAAGCCCGUCAUGCUGCCCCAGACCCGCGCGCAGACCCGCCCCGACCCGCCGCAGCUGCACGCCCUGCGGUCCGACGGCCUGGGUUUUCAGAAAUACGAAGAUGAGUUUGAUCCAUACUCGAUGUUCUCUUCAGAGCAGAUCGAUGGUCGAGACGUCAGACUGCUCAGGAUCAAAAAGGUGGGGAACCUGGACAUAGCGCUGGAGGGCGGGGUGGACUCCCCUCUGGGGAAGCUGGCGGUGUCAGCCGUGUACGAGGGGGGCUCUGCGGACAAACACGGUGGCAUCGUGCCAGGUGACGAGGUCAUGGCGGUGAACGGGAAGAUCCUGAUCGACGCUACGCUAACGGAGGGUCAGAACUCCCUGGCCAGAGCCUGGAACAGCGGCGGGGAUUGGAUUGACCUGGUGAUCACAGUCUCCCCUCCAAAAGAUUAUGAAGAUGAAGUAACAUUCUUCUAAUCACUCCAUCGCCAGUCAGCCAAACAAAACAAGCAUCUCUUCACUUCCUGGGAGUACUUUAUAUUGUCACCUCAGACUUGAACAACACUACAACGAAUAUUAAUAAAACAUGGAAUGUGUGCAGAUUUUUUUGUACAUCUUGAGAUCAAUUAGUUGAUUGUUAUUUGUGGAUUUUAAUUUAUAACUGACGUACUUGAAUAAUGAAGAGGGUUUAUAGGCUACUGUAAGCCACGCCUUCUCCUAAUUGAAGGCUAAACAGUCGAAUCUUGACCGGAAGUCCUGGAGCUUUUCAAAAGCACAGCAAAAGCAAUAAGUAGUCACAGGAACUGACCCGGUAUCCAAUAGCCUACUGUUCUUUUCUCAACUCUGUGCAUUUUAUUCUGUCUACUAAAAUAAACAAAGAUGCCAUUAUCA